Messenger RNA from Hemibagrus wyckioides, 1845 nucleotides. Its product is annotated as dTDP-D-glucose 4,6-dehydratase-like. Gene Ontology annotation, biological process: nucleotide-sugar metabolic process. Gene Ontology annotation, molecular function: dTDP-glucose 4,6-dehydratase activity. NCBI's taxonomy places the organism in Eukaryota, Metazoa, Chordata, Actinopteri, Siluriformes, Bagridae. The record is from RefSeq and is a predicted model, not a curated record. The transcript has 13 exons. The coding region runs from base 262 to 1311 and encodes 349 amino acids.
ACGGGUCGAAAAGUCUGCCUGCGACCAGACUUCAGUUAGGAAGGUAUAAUGUAGCAUGAUUUAUUAACGUUUAUUAACUGAUGCCAAGGUGAAAUUUUUGCGAGAAAAUAUUUGUAUAGUCAUCAGAGAGUGAACAGAAUGACGAUACACUGAAAUGGUGGACCACAGCUCUAUGGAGAGACUGCUGCCAAAUACAACUGUACUGAGGAAGAGACCGUUAGCUCCAAACCAACUACAGUACUAAAAGAAAGUCUUGGAGAAAUGUCAGAAAAAAGUGAGAGCGAUGCUGUCAGUGACCAGGUCCAGCCGGCCGGUAAGACUGUGCUGGUCACUGGAGGAGCUGGAUUCAUUGGGUCACAUCUGAUCUCACUUUUGGCUGCAAGAUAUCCUCUGUGGAGAAUCAUUAAUGUUGAUUCGCUGAACUACUGCUCCAGUUUGAAGAAUCUCAUUUAUCUUGAGAACACAAGCACUUACAAAUUCAUUCAGGGGGAUGUGUGUGACCAAUACUUCAUUGAUCAUAUCUUUUCUACUGAAAAUAUAGACAUUGUCUUUCAUUGUGCUGCUCAAUCACACGUUGACAAUUCCUUCCUGUACCCAUCCCAGUUCAUGCAUGUGAAUACAGCUGGCACAGCUGUACUACUCCAAGCAGCUUGUAAAUUUAAAGUUGAAAAGUUCAUCUAUAUGAGCACCGAUGAGGUGUAUGGAGACAGUGUGGAUAAAUAUUUUGAUGAGUCAAGCCCAAAACUGCCAACCAAUCCUUAUUCAAAAUCCAAAGCUGCUGCUGAAAACACUGUGAUGUCAUUCUGGAGAAAUCACAAGCUCCCUGUAGUAAUUGCACGGAGCAGUAAUAUAUAUGGGCCACGGCAGUAUUAUGAAAAGGUCAUUCCAAGGUUUAUAUUCCUCUUACAACAGGACCAAAAAUGCACUAUUCAGGGGACAGGCCUUCAGUCCCGUCACUUUCUCUAUGUAGAUGAUGUGACAGAGGCACUCUUGAUGCUCAUGAAGAGGGGCAUCAUGGGAGAGAUUUACAAUGUUGCAGCCAGUUUUGAAAUUGCGAUCAUACAGCUGGCCAGAGAACUGGUGAAGAUGGUGAAAAAUGCUUCUGAUGACGAGUUGGAUGACUGGCUGCUAUUUGUUGAUGACAGACCUGUCAGUGACCUGAGGUACCCCAUGAUCUCAGACAAGAUGCACAGACUUGGAUGGAAGCCAAAGGUCCCAUGGGAAGAAGGCAUUAGAAGGACAAUUAAAUGGUAUGACGAGAACAAAAGCUACUGGCCAGUGGUCACUGAAAAAGAGCUUCAUGGAUGUUAAAUGAUGGAAUUUUCUUAUUUCAAAAUGCAAAGACCAAUCGUCAAAAAUGAUUGACUGUGUGAGUUUACUAAAAAGCAAAUUUUGGUAUGUGAACUAUGCAAGUUUUAAUUAUAUUUUUUAAAAAUUAAAAUCACAAUUAAAAUAUCGUUGUGUUUUUAUAUAUACACUAAAAUGCCACUUUUCUGGGAAGGUUUUCCACUAGAUAUUGGAGCAUUUCCACAACAAGUAUUUAUACAGUAAUAAAAUUCAAAACAAUCAAACGUUAAUGAGUUUCUGAAGUAUUGAAAUUUUCAGCAUGAUGUCCACACAUGCAUUGCAUAUACUGAGAUUGCUUUUCCCAUGUGAAUCGUCACAACAGUACUUUUAUUGUAAUUGAUGUAUUUCCACAUCACACUCUUUUAAUUUUUAUGCUUUAAUUGUUUAUUUAAUUUAUUCUGUGACCCAUCUGGUCUUGUACUGUAAAGUUACAAUGAUACUUGAUUCUUAAUUUGUAUAUUUCUUACUACCUUAAUUAAAAAAUACUGAUAAGGCUGA